Uranotaenia lowii is the source of this 3648-nucleotide messenger RNA. RefSeq lists its product as uncharacterized. The record is from RefSeq and is a predicted model, not a curated record. Bases 1 to 3648 code for a protein of 1215 amino acids. NCBI's taxonomy places the organism in Eukaryota, Metazoa, Arthropoda, Insecta, Diptera, Culicidae. Gene Ontology annotation, molecular function: nucleic acid binding. Gene Ontology annotation, biological process: DNA integration. The transcript is spliced from 3 exons.
AUGAUACCGAUUACUCUGUACCAUGGGGAAAAUGCAGUCGAAACGUUGGCGUUCCUGGACGAGGGAGCUUCAACAACACUCGUUGAGAGCUCGUUAGCUGAUUCGUUGGGCGUCAAGGGUAUUCCGGAACCCCUGGUCAUCUUAUGGACAGGAAAUGUCAAGCGAAACGAAAAAAAAUCAGUAAAAAUCGACCUACUGAUAUCCUCGGUAGAUUCUCGACGGAAAUUCAUGCUGUCAUCCGCCCAUACCGUGGGAGAACUGAAGCUGCCAUUGCAGAAGCGGAGUCCCUUUGCAAGCACCAAGAUGGAGGUUCCCAGAGUACUCAUCGUUCUUGACAACCUACACUUAUUCGCCUCUCUGGAGUCUAAGGUUGGUGCCCCGGGAGAACCGAUUGCCGUGCGCUCAGCGCUGGGUUGGGCAAUCUACGGUCCCGACUUGAGAUCGGAACAGCGACAUAGCUACUUCAAUCACCAUCUGGUUCAGAGUUUGAAUAAUCGGGAGCUUCACGAUCUGAUGGCGGAGCAGUUCGCUCAGGAGGAAUUGCCUUCACCGUUUGGGCAGUCUGUGGAAUCAGAGGAAAUUCGCAGAGCCCGGGACAUCCUAGAAUCGACCACCGUCCGUGUAGGCGACCGUUUCGAAACGGAACUCAUCUGGAAACAGGAACCUGUCUUUCCUGACAGCUAUCGAAUGGCGUUGAAUAGACUGAGGAGUUCCUGCGAGGAGUGCUCUGCGACACUGAGGAGUCUUGAGCGACGGUUCAAUCGAGAGCCACAUCUGCAACAGAAUGUAAACCAACAGAUCGAAUACUACCUUACCAAAGGCUACUGCCACAAGGCCACGAAAGAGGAACUGUUGAAUACCAAUCCUUCUUCCUUGUGGUAUCUUCCUCUAAACGUAGUACUCAAUCCGAAGAAACCACAUAAGAUACGCUUGGUGUGGGAUGCAGCGGCCAAAUCCCAAGGAGUUGCCCUCAAUUCAUUCCUACUCAAAGGCCCCGACCUACUGGCAUCACUUCCGGCAGUCAUCAGCAAAUUUCGAGAGCGUCGAGUUGCCGUGGAAGGUGACAUUAAAGAAAUGUACCACCAGCUCAGGAUAAGAGAUGCAGAUAAGCAAGCGCAAAGGUUUUUGUUCCGUUUUCCGAAAGAUGAUCAUCCAACUGUGUUCGUCAUGGAUGUGGCCACCUGCGGCGCUGCUAGUUCUCCAUGCUCGGCGCAAUACAUCAAGAACCUCAACGCCCAGCAGUUCUCUACAAGUUAUCCAGCAGCAGCAGCAGCCAUAGUUCACCGUCAUUACGUCGACGAUUACUAUGACAGUUUCGACACCGAAGAGGAAGCUAUCACGCGGGCCAAAGAGGUACGUUUUAUUCACUCGAAAGGUGGAUUCGAAAUCACCAACUGGAAAUCUAAUUCCACUGAAGUUCUUCGAAGCUUGGGUAUUGACGGUGGCUCCAGAGAGUCCAUCCAUUUGAACCGAGAUAAAGCAAAACACUAUGAACGAGUUCUCGGCAUCAUGUGGGAUACACACAACGAUGAAUUCUCUUUUGCAGUACCUACAAACGUAGCUGCUACUGAUGCAGCACCACCGAAGAAGCGUGAAGUCCUAAGCACGGUUAUGUCUUUGUUUGAUCCGAUAGGACUGUUGGCUCCUUUUACAGUGCUUGGAAAAAUGCUCAUGCAGGACCUGUGGCGAGCGGGUUGCGAAUGGGACCAGCAAAUCGGCGGAGAGUGUUUAGAAAAGUGGCGACAGUGGGUCGCAAUGUUUUCUUUGGUGGAGGGUGUUCGGAUUCCAAGAUGUAACUUUGGGUCAACACCUUCUGACCAAUUUGGCCAAAUUCAGCUCCACAUCUUUACAGACGCUGGGGAAAAUGCCUUUGGAUGCGUAGCGUAUCUGAGGAUUUGCGUAGAGGACAACGUAAAAUGUUCGUUGGUGCUGGCACGAUCGAAAGUGGCACCGAUUAAACAACUUUCCAUUCCACGGCUCGAAUUGAAGGCAGCAGUCUUGGGAGCGAAUCUGAGUCUCGCUGUCAGGAACAAUCAUUCCCUUCCUAUAGGCCAAACUUACUUCUGGAGCGAUUCACAAACCGUUCUCUCCUGGAUUCAAUCUGAUCAACGUCGUUAUCAACCCUUCGUCGGCUUCAGAAUCGGAGAAAUUCUGAGUCUCUCCAAGUUGACGGACUGGCGUUACGUCCCAACCAAGCUGAAUGUAGCAGAUUCGCUCACCAAAUGGGGUCGUCUUCCAAAUCUUUCGAGCGAGGGUUCUUGGUUUCGUGGCCCGGAGUUCCUGUACCAGCAUCCAUCGAAAUGGCCUCAACAUAAUCUUCCCGCUGCAAAUACAAGAACGGAAAUCAAAGCAAUACAUCUUUUUCAUGGUGUUGAGCUUCCGAGUUGCUUUAUCGACGUGACCAGAUUUUCAAAAUGGAAUGUUGCAGUUCGCACAGUGGCGUGCCUUUUCCGAUUCAUCUCCAACUGCCGGCGCAGAGUUGCUGGCAAACCCAUCGAGGCUGUCCUGUCAACUCCAAAGCUCAAAGGGCUUAUCAAAGUUCACAUUCCGUUUGUAGUGGUUCCGUUGCGGCAAGACGAGCAUCGAUGUGCAGAAAAUGCUCUAUUCAGGUUGGCUCAAAGCGAUUCGUACAGCGACGAAAUCAAGACACUGCAGAAGAAUGCAGAGCUACCCUUCCAAAAUUGGUUUCCCCUAGAAAACUCCAGCCCUCUCUACAAGCUAGUGCCCUUGAUCGACGCCCAUGGUGUGUUGAGGAUGGAAGGUCGCUCUGAAAGGGCGGAGUUUCUCCCCUUCGAUCUUCGAUUCCCGAUUAUUCUACCAAGAUCCCACUGCAUCACGGAUCUUUUGGUUCAACAAUACCACGAGAGGUUUGGACACGUAUAUCGAGAAACGGUGAAGAAUGAAAUCAAGCAACGUUUUGUGAUAAGCGGUCUCACCAACUUGAUAAGAAGAACCGAGAGAAGCUGCGUGUGGUGUAAAGUCCGAAAAUGUCUACCGAAGAAUCCCAAAAUGGCUGCACUACCCGUGCAAAGAUUAACCCCCUUUAAACGUCCAUUUACUUUCGUUGGUCUUGACUAUAUGGGUCCAGUUGAAGUCGUCGUUGGUCGCCGCAGAGAAAAACGAUGGGUCGUGGCGUUCACGUGCAUGGUUGUCAGGGCGGUACAUUUAGAAGUUUCCCACAGUCUUACCGCGCAAUCAUGCAUAAUGGCGAUACGCCGUUUCAUCAGCCGCCGAGGUCCCGCUUCGGAAUACUUCUCGGACAACGGGACGAACUUGCGAGGAGCAAGUAAGGAGAUAAUCCAACAAGUACGGGAAAUUGAUAAUGUUUGCGCCGACGAAUUUACGACUGCUAUCACGAGUUGGCACUUCAUCCCACCUGGAACACCCCACAUGGGAGGGGCGUGGGAGAGGAUGGUUCGCUCGGUGAAGCAGGUCAUGACAGCCUUAGACGACGGACGUCGACUGAACGAUGAAAUUCUUCUGACUACGCUAGCUGAAACUGAGGACAUGAUCAACAGCCGGCCCCUUACUCUUGUAUCUACGGAUCCAGUGGUAGUUGCACUUUGUCCCAAUGUAUUCCUGCGUGGUUCAGAUCCUAACGAGCCGCAUGAAGUCAUCAAACCUACCAACCCUGCAGAGGCCCUUUGA